AUGUCGAGACUGUCAAUACCUGAAGUCUUUGUCUCAGACAAUGGUACUCAAUUUUCAAGCUCCCAUUUCAAAGAAUUCGCUAAAGAGUGGGGUUUCGAGCACAGAACUUCAUCCCCCGGAUACCCCCAGUCGAACGGUCUUGCGGAAAAAGGCGUAGGUAUCGCCAAAAAACUAAUGCAAAAGGCUAAAGAUACAAACACAAACAUUAACAUUGCAUUACUAGAAUAUCGUAAUACACCUCUUGAAUGCGGAUAUUCUCCGAGUCAACUGUUAAUCGGCCGGAGAACUAAAUCCGUUGUGCCAGUUACAAAUAAAGCACUG
This is a messenger RNA of Ruditapes philippinarum (Manila clam), 321 nucleotides long. RefSeq lists its product as uncharacterized. NCBI's taxonomy places the organism in Eukaryota, Metazoa, Mollusca, Bivalvia, Venerida, Veneridae. Gene Ontology annotation, biological process: DNA integration. The transcript has a single exon. Gene Ontology annotation, molecular function: nucleic acid binding. The record is from RefSeq and is a predicted model, not a curated record. The annotation marks the transcript as partial.